AUGCUAUUGCCAAUAUCAAGCAAUUUGUCGCUAUCGCAUGCUAACCAGGCGCACACAAUACUCAACCACCACCACCACCAGCAGCAGCAGCACACACGCCCACACUGUCUGCACUUAUUGGCUACGUGCCUUGGUCGAGGCAACAUGGAACAAGCACGCAGCCAGUUGAGGCGCAUAUUGUGGACCCAUCGCCCAACUGAUUUGACUACAACAAUGCAGCAGCUGCUGCACAGGUACUGCUCAGCAUCUGCAUUAAGCAAAAAGCUGCUCAAGUUGACAAAAAUUUUGUUAAUUUGUGUCUUGGCCAUAUAUUUCUUGAAUUACUACCUAGCGGAGUUGCAGGGACAGCGCUGUGCUUUAACACUGCCACGCCCUCUGCGCUACGCGCUGCGGCCACCUGAGCGCUGUGAUUUUUGUGCGAAUAUUCAAAGCGUGCCUCGCAUUAGCAAUCUUACUCCAGCCCGAUUCGAGGCGGAGUACGCAUACAGCGGCGCACCCGUCAUAGUGAGCGAUGCCAUGCAAAACUGGACAGCCUCAACGCUCUUUAAUUACUGGUACUUUCGGGAUGUCUACGGCAAGGCUAAGCGCAAGCAGCGCAUACGCGACUGUCAGUUCCUGCCCUACAAGACGGGCUUUCGGGAUAUUUACGAGGCUUUGGACAUGUCGCAGACGCGCGUCAACUCGGAGUCGGACGAGUCACCUUGGUACUUCGGCUGGAGCAACUGUCAUGCGGAAACAGCCGAAGAGUUCCGUCGGCAUUAUGGCAGGCCCUAUUUUCUGCCAGAGCGCUCGGAGAACAAUGCCGUUGAUUGGUUUUUUAUCGGCACCGCGGGACUGGGCGCCCAAAUGCAUAUUGACAAUGUGCGUCUGCCGUCGUGGCAGGCGCAGCUGGCAGGCAACAAGCGCUGGCUGCUGGUGCCGCCACCCGAAUGCUACUUUCAAUGCAAGCGCUUCGAUGUGCUCGUGCAACAGGGAGAUAUAAUCGUUCUCGAUACGAACAGAUGGUAUCAUCAAACAUUUGUGCAGCCCGGCGCCAUUAGCCUAACCAUUGGCGCCGAAUAUGACUAGCUCAAGUCAAUUUCGGAGUGGGUUUCGCCGAACAGGAAACAAACUGCACCCGUUGCACUGCAGCAGCCGAUACAGCAUCUCGGGGCAUAAAUAAAUAAGCUAAACUCUA
Molecule: messenger RNA, 1177 nt
Organism: Drosophila hydei
Lineage: Eukaryota; Metazoa; Arthropoda; Insecta; Diptera; Drosophilidae
Exons: 6
Coding region: 1-1068 (355 amino acids)
Source: RefSeq, a predicted model, not a curated record